Fusarium falciforme is the source of this 1530-nucleotide messenger RNA. Its product is annotated as Amidohydro-rel domain-containing protein. The coding region runs from base 1 to 1530 and encodes 509 amino acids. The transcript has a single exon. Gene Ontology annotation, molecular function: hydrolase activity, acting on carbon-nitrogen (but not peptide) bonds. The record is from RefSeq and is a predicted model, not a curated record. NCBI's taxonomy places the organism in Eukaryota, Fungi, Ascomycota, Sordariomycetes, Hypocreales, Nectriaceae.
AUGAAUCCAAGCCAGGCCUACUUUGUCCCAGACAGCCACCAUCAAGUAGAGCCGUCCUGCAGUUGUCAAUAUCAGGAACAUACACUUGAAAGAUCUUGUCGACAAUGGAGCUCUUCUUCAGACAACUCAAUUGAUGGCUGGACUGCCGUCAACUCGUCCCCCCGUACCCAGUUUUCGGUCACUCCUCGAGUGAAUUCAGCCUACCAGAUCAGCACGCAUGAUGGAGACUCUUCAUCGGCCUGCAUCUUUGCACACUGUCUGAUCCCAGGACGAGGAGAACCAAUCUUCAACGCUGCCGUCGGCAUCUCUCUCGACACUGGAUCCAUCACCUUUGUUGGGCCCCAGUCAGAGCUACCUCGAUCUCUCGCGUCACUACCGCGAGUGUCGGUGCAAUAUCUCCUGCCAGGCCUCUGGGACUGCCACACUCAUUUCAUCGGUACUAUCAAAGUCGAUUUUCCCGAUAUGAUCCUGACUCACCCUGCAACUCUGGGAGCUGCCAUCACACGCGGCCUCCACCAGACUCUCAUGGCUGGGAUUACCUCGGUGAGAGAUGUGGGCUCUUACGCGACCGAAGUGGCUCCUCUAGUGGAAAGGGGCAUAAUUCUUGGGCCAAACAUCUUUGGAGCCGGUGGUGCUAUCGGCAUAACAGGUGGCAGUUGUGACGCUUGCACUCUACCUUCUGAUUUUGUCUACUCGCGUCAAGGCACUUCGGGUAGCAAUCCUUGGCCCGGUGUUAGUGCUCUUGUGCUAGCCGACGGAGUAGACGAAUGUCGUACCGCCGUUCGACAACAGAUCAGGCGAGGAGCCCGAUGUAUCAAGGUGGUUGCGACCGGUGGUGUUCUCAGCACUCAGGACAACCCAAAGUACAGGCAGUAUUCGGAUGCAGAGCUUGCUGCUCUGGUUGACGAAGCCACUCUACAGGGCCGGUCUGUGGCUGUUCACGCGCACGGAAAGGAUGGUAUCAUGGCAGCCGUCAAGGCAGGUGCUCACACAAUCGAGCAUGGGAGCUACAUCGACGAUGAAGCGGCAGAGCUGAUGGCAGAAAAGGGCGUCACGCUCGUGGCGACUCGUCAUGUCAUCGAGGCGGGACUCAAGAAUCUUGACAAGCUCAACCCGCCUACGGCUAAGAAGAUGGUCAACAUUGCCGAGUCUCACUUGAGGGCAUACCAGACCGCCGUGCGCAAGGGGGUCAAGAUCGCCCUCGGCACCGACAUCGCCGCAUCCGACCCGGCGUCAGACACGGCCCAUGGCAAGAACGGCGAUGAAGUUGCUUACGCUGUCAAGGCGGGCUUGACUCCGCUACAGGCCAUCGAAGCUGGGACCAUCAACUCGGCUGAGACACUUGGAGCCCUUGCCCCAAAGAAGGGGCUUAUCCAGAAGGGUUGGGAUGCUGACCUGAUUGCUCUUGAAGAGAAUCCCCUAGAUGACAUUCACCUCUUCAGCAGCCCAGCGAAGAUUAAGUAUGUAUGGAAGGGCGGAUUGCUGGUCAAGUCACCUCAGGGUCAGCUUCUAUGGCCUGCUCCGUUAUGA